AUGUCUUUCUCAGGUCAAGAAUCAAAGAACGCUUUGAAUGGUGAUGAAGUUGAAAACGAUACCACCUCUUCUAAGGAACUUGAACAGGUUGUAUCUGUUCCAAUCCCUGCAAAUAUGCCAAUUUCAGGUACGUUGGCUAACUCCACCAGUAAAUCGAUGGGUGUGAGAAAAGCUGAGGUUCUCAAUGACCAAUACCAAAGUUAUGUGUGGAGAGUAAUCUUAUUCGUGACUGUUUUAAUUACCGCAUAUGCUUAUGCUGUAGAGAUGACGGUCAAAGGUACUAUUGAAACUUAUGCCGUGGCAUCUUUCAACCAGCACGCUUUGAAAUCCACUGUUGGUGUUGUACAAGCAGUUGCAGCUGCUGCGGCUCAGCCAACUUAUGCCAGAUUAUCUGAUCGGUUCGGAAGAUUGGAGUUAAUUAUUGUCGCCUUGGUGUUAUAUGUCAUUGGUAGCAUUGUUCAAUUCACUUCCAAAAAUGUCGAUGCCUUGUCUGCUGGUACUGUCCUUUACGCAAUUGGAAUACAAGGUAUUAUUGUAUUGUUGCAAAUUGUUUUGGCAGAUUUCUCCACCUUAAACUGGAGAUUGGCUUGUUCCUUCAUUCCUGCCUUACCAUUUAUCAUCAACACUUGGGUUUCAGGUGAUAUCGUUUCUUCCCUUUACCCAGCGCACUCUUGGCAAUACGGAUAUGGUAUUUGGACUUUCGUUUUCCCCUUGUGCUGUGUGCCUUUAGUUGCUUGUUUCGCUCAUAUGAGAUGGUUGGCUUCUAAAACUCCUGAAUGGAAAGCAUUGAAGGAAGAAGGAAAAUUGAUUAAUAAAUGGAAGUCUUGGUCUGACAACAUCGUCAUUGAUGUUUUCUGGGAAGUCGAUGUUAUUGGAAUUCUUUUAAUUAUUUGUGUUUUCGGGUUUAUUUUGGUGCCUUUCACUAUUGCUGGAGGUGUUAACGAUACCUGGAAGAAGGCUUCCACCAUUGUUCCAUUGGUUAUUGGGGUUGUCUUGAUCCCCGUUUUGGCUUUCCAUGAAAUGAGGUUCGCCAAGUUCCCGCUCUUGCCAAUUCAAUUGAUGAAGGAUAGAGGUGUUUGGUCCGCUAUUAUUGUGGCUGUUUUCAUUAAUAUGCUUUGGUAUCUUCCAAAUGAGUACAUUUAUACUGUUUUGGUGGUUGGUAUGAAUGCGUCAAUCAAAGCUGCUACCAGGAUCUCGUCUUUAUACUCGUUUGUAUCUGUUAUUGUUGGUCCAUUGUUGGGUUUGUUGGUUACCAGAGUGAGAAGAUUAAAAGGAUUCAUCAUUUUUGGUGUUUUGUGCUGGGUUGGUUCUUUUGCCAUUCUCUACACUAAGAGAGGUGACCCUGAUGCUAGUCAAUCACAACUUAAUGGUGUUAUUGGUGGUUUGUGUUUAAUGGGUUUUGGAGCUGGUUUUUUCACUUACUCUACCCAAGUUUCCAUUUCCACUUGUACUAACCAUGAAUACAUGGCUGUGGUUAUUUCUAUUUAUCUUGCAUCUUACAAUAUUGGUUCUGCUCUUGGUUCUUCUAUAUCUGGUGCUACUUGGACAAAUACUAUGUACAAGAAUCUUGCCAAAGAAUUUGAAGCUAUUGGUUUCACAAAUGUUACAGCAGCUGCCGCUUAUGGGGACCCCUUCACUUUCGCUAUCAACUACACUUGGGGAACUCCUGAAAGAGCAGCUAUGGUUAGAGCGAUGGCCAAAACCCAAAAGAUCUUGUGUUUGAUUGCGUUGGUAUUGUCUUUCGUGCUCUUGUUAGAUGUCUUCUUCUUGAGAGACCACAGAUUAGAUACAGUUCAAUCCUUGGAGUUAGACCAUUCUAAGGAAGAAGGUAUUAAGUCUGAUGAUGGAGGAGUAAUUGUCAACAACUAUGAUGACGAUUUCCUUCUUAACAGGAUUAAGAGUCUUUUUAAAAGAGGUGAGAAGUAA
This is a messenger RNA of Yamadazyma tenuis ATCC 10573, 1926 nucleotides long. It is a transcript of the gene SIT1, whose product is annotated as siderophore transporter. Lineage: Eukaryota; Fungi; Ascomycota; Pichiomycetes; Serinales; Debaryomycetaceae. Gene Ontology annotation, biological process: transmembrane transport; intracellular iron ion homeostasis. Gene Ontology annotation, cellular component: plasma membrane; vacuolar membrane; endosome. Gene Ontology annotation, molecular function: siderophore-iron transmembrane transporter activity. The record is from RefSeq and is a predicted model, not a curated record.